CAAAACUCGGAACCUCCCUCCCCGAGCCGGAAAAAGUCAACACACAAAAUUGUUUGUGAAUCGCUCGAGUAAUUUGUUUUUAAAAAAUGGUUAAGAAAAUCCUUAUGAUUUGUUUGGGCAACAUCUGCCGCUCACCGAUUGCAGAGGUCGUGAUGGUGGAUACGUUGGAAAAGGCGAAGGUCAAGGACGUUGAGGUGGACAGCGCAGCCAUCGGAGGCUGGCACGUUGGCAACCGGGCGGAUUCCCGGGCCAUCAGCACCUUACAGAACCACGGUCUCAAGUGCACCCACAUUGUACGCCAGAUCAAGAAGCAGGACUUCUCGGAGUUCGACUAUAUCUUCGGCAUGGACGAGGACAACAUGAGCGAGUUGCGACGCCUGGCACCCAAGGGCUCCAAGGCGGAGCUCCUCUUGCUAGGGGACUUCGGUCUGGAGAAGAAGAACCGCAUCAUUGAGGAUCCCUACUAUGAGCGCGGAGCGGAGGGCUUUGAGACCGCCUAUCAGCAGUGUGUUGUCGCCUGUGCCGCCUUUAUGAAAGAACGUCUGCAGAAGUAAACAAUAUGUAUAGUUUUUGUGAUAUAGUUAAAGUAAUAAAUGCCAAUACAAAUCGUGAA
Molecule: messenger RNA, 613 nt
Organism: Drosophila ficusphila
Lineage: Eukaryota; Metazoa; Arthropoda; Insecta; Diptera; Drosophilidae
Product: low molecular weight phosphotyrosine protein phosphatase 1
Exons: 3
Coding region: 87-554 (155 amino acids)
Biological process (GO): protein dephosphorylation
Cellular component (GO): cytoplasm
Molecular function (GO): acid phosphatase activity; non-membrane spanning protein tyrosine phosphatase activity
Source: RefSeq, a predicted model, not a curated record